Molecule: messenger RNA, 1893 nt
Organism: Nymphalis io (European peacock)
Lineage: Eukaryota; Metazoa; Arthropoda; Insecta; Lepidoptera; Nymphalidae
Exons: 6
Coding region: 201-1385 (394 amino acids)
Source: RefSeq, a predicted model, not a curated record
GGCACGCAUUUAGGACUGCGACUUUUCGUGACAGCAUGUCAUUUUCGACAUUUGAUUGAUAAUUUUCUAAAGAUCCAUCAAAUUAGUUUGUUUGAAAGUUACUUUAGGCGCUAAAUGUUAAUAUUUUAUAAUUUUCUCGUAUUGAGAAGGAUGUGAGUAAACGGAUUCCAUAUUUGGAGGUCGCGGCUUUGGUUGCCAUUAUGAGCGCUCUAAAGUGUGUAGUUGAAGGCUGCAACAUGGAAUAUGAUGUAGUGUGCAGCUUUUCCUUCUACAAUGUUAAUACGUCCGCCCAGACAGAUGACAAGAGACAGAACUGGAUCGAAGGUGCUAUGCAGGAGGAGAGCGAGUGUCUAUGGAGGCACGUGAGCUUACAGCUGUGUGGGUAUCAUUUUGAACUGGACGCGCAAGGACUAUGGAUCGAUUCGCCAAUGUUACCUGAACUACUGACGCCUCAGGAACAAGCCGCUCCGAUUCAACAGACGGCCGCUGAUAAGAAAGUGGCUGAUAUCAUCCGCAUGGAACACAAUUACUGUGUAGAAGCGGUCAAAGAGGCGGCCGAGAGCGUCUCCCGUCUGAACGUGAGACAACUCGUCGAUACAUUGGGAUAUUUGUCUAUAAAGAAUCUACAGAAGAAACAGCUGUGGGUGGUGAAGGUGGAGACCGACAAGGCGGAGGCGUCGAUAACGCAAUCGGAACAGGUCAUAACCAAGAUGCCGGAUCCGAAACAGAUUAUUGAGAUCGUCCCGCAAACGUCGACGUCUGAGGAACUCCAAGCCCAGAGCGAAGUUCUCCACGUGAUGGAAGAUGGGAACAUAUCCGAUAACUUCAUAUACGAAAUAGCGGAGGAACAAGAGAUAACCAUGGAGGAGGUUAAGGAGAUACCCGUCUCCAGUAAUCGGGAGUGGACCGUGAACAUCAUACCGGAGGAGACGAAGCCGAAGUACGCCUACAUAAAACACUGUAACACCGGCAAGAAGAAACGGCACUUCACGGCCGAGAUGAACGAGAUAACACUACAGGGCGACUUCGAGAACUACUACAUACUACCGGACGUGGAUCCGUCGGUCGGCGUCGAAAUAACGACCAGCUACGAGCCGGAGAACUUCAUAGUCGAGGAAUACCCCCACUUGGUGCUCGAGGAGCGUCCCAGGAAGCGAUCCAGGGAUUCGGAUCCGACCAAACGGAGGAAGAAGAAAACAGCAUCGCCGUCUGUCAGGGAGCAAGUGAGACAGGUGAAAACGGAGAUCAAAACGGAGAUAGACGAAGACUGGGUAAUCGAUAAUAGUGUCUACGACCAGGACACGUCCGACGAUUACGACGAUAAGAAAGCGGCUAGAGUGAGACGGAAAAAUAAAAAGUACCUCGGCUAUGAUUUUGUUACCUAACUAGAAAACACGGAGCGGAUCAAACUUUAAUCAUUUUUUUUUUAUUAUUAUUUUUAAUUUAGAUAUAUAUUCGCGUGAUCCAAUGCCUUUAGUUUCAAUAACGCUAUGUUAAUAAAUCUUUACACACUAAAUAUUGUACGUUUAAUAUAAAUAUGAGUAAUUGUUUUUUCUUUCUGUCAUAUAUAUAAAUAAGGUAUGAAGAUGUAUAGUAUAUAACAACGGUGGAAGAUGUUGGGAUAAAUGAACACACGACUGUAAUAUACACUACAAACAGUUCGCGAUUCAUAUAUUAUUUACAUCAAAACGUUCGGGAAUUCACCACAGAUAAUAAAUGAAGCGUCGUGUCGUUUCAAUGUUUGUCUAUCCCCACUCCUCCCCCCGUUGGAACGGAUUAUAGUAUAAUGUUGCUCGGUUUUUGAAUCAUGUGAAAUGUUCCGGGGUGAUGAAUUAACGCUUGUUAGCAAGUGCCCAUCUUCUAUUACUGGUAAAUAAAUAUGUUUUAAAAUUA